AUGUCCGACACCGACCCCAAAGCCCCCAACAAAACCGGCGCAAGCGGUGCCGCCUGGUCUGAAGGCGAGAAAAUAGCCUACCUCAUCGUCCUCUGUGAGAACGAAGGCAAGAUCGAUGCAAAGAUCGGCAACGCGCCCAUCCCCGCAGGCCGCUCCAUCAUCUCCUGCAAGAAACUCCUCGUGCGCCUCAAGGAGAAGCACAAAGACGAUAUUACCAAGAUCAAGAACGGCCAGGCCUUUGGUCCACCUCCUACUGCUGCUGGAGGUGACGCUGCUGCUACGCCCGAGAAGCUCAAGGCCAAGCCCAAAGCUACUCCUAAGAAGCGGAAGAGCAAGGCUGACCUUGACGCUGGUGCUGGUCAUGGUGGUGAGGAUGGGAAGGUUGGGGAUGGUGGUGAGGCAGAUGGUUCUCCAAAGAAGAAAGCUACGCCCCGGGGUCGCAAGAAGAAGGUUGAGGUAAAGGAGGAGGUCAAGGAAGAGGAGGGUCUUGUAGAUGAAGAGAUGCUUGAGGAGGAUGUUUGA
Molecule: messenger RNA, 522 nt
Organism: Alternaria arbusti
Lineage: Eukaryota; Fungi; Ascomycota; Dothideomycetes; Pleosporales; Pleosporaceae
Exons: 3
Coding region: 1-522 (173 amino acids)
Source: RefSeq, a predicted model, not a curated record